Molecule: messenger RNA, 1831 nt
Organism: Oenanthe melanoleuca
Lineage: Eukaryota; Metazoa; Chordata; Aves; Passeriformes; Muscicapidae
Gene: SPG21
Product: SPG21 abhydrolase domain containing, maspardin
Exons: 9
Coding region: 368-1300 (310 amino acids)
Cellular component (GO): cytosol; trans-Golgi network transport vesicle
Molecular function (GO): CD4 receptor binding
Source: RefSeq, a predicted model, not a curated record
CAGAUCCCAGAGAGCACCGCGCAGCGCCGCGCCCUGCGUAAAUGCACUCGCCGCGCGAGGUGUCAUGGGAAGUGUAGUCCCAGCACUGAAUGGUUGAGUGGGAGCCGCGUGGCAUUGAGGGAAAUGUAGUCUGCGGCCAGCACCACCCCCAGCCUCUCUCGGUCUGUCCUGAGCACACCGUCCAGGUGUGUGUAUUCCCGUCGAUCCCGCCCUUUAUUCCUCGUUCCAAGUAAGAUAUGAGAGGAGUAUUGCCCUUUGAUCACAUAAAUGUGUUUUUUUGUGGAAAAAAGCCUUUCGUGAAAAGAUCAGCUAAGAUGGGAGCAGAAAAAACUUCAGGCUGACCCAAACUGAGUGUUUUCUUAACAUCAUGGGAGAGAUUAAAGUCUCUCCUGACUAUAACUGGUUCAGAAGCACAGUUCCUCUUAAAAAGAUAAUAGUAGACGAUGACGACAGUAAAGUCUGGUCCCUGUAUGAUGCAGGACCAAGGAACAUUCGCUGCCCACUCAUUUUUCUCCCUCCUGUGAGUGGAACUGCAGAUGUGUUUUUCCAGCAAAUUCUGGCACUGACUGGAUGGGGCUACAGAGUUAUUGCUUUGCAGUAUCCAGUGUACUGGGAUCACCUCGAGUUCUGUGAUGGAUUCAGGAAACUCUUAGACCACCUUCAGCUGGACAAAGUUCACCUUUUUGGAGCUUCUCUGGGAGGAUUUCUGGCUCAAAAAUUUGCUGAAUACACACACAAAUCUCCCAGAGUCCAGUCUCUGAUAUUGUGUAAUGCCUUUAGUGACACUUCUAUUUUCAAUCAGACAUGGACAGCAAACAGCUUUUGGCUGAUGCCUGCUUUUAUGCUGAAAAAAAUUGUCCUUGGGAAUUUUGCAUCUGGUCCUCUGGAUCCUGAAAUGGCCGAUGGGAUUGAUUUCAUGGUGGACAGGCUGGAGAGCCUGGGGCAGAGCGAGCUGGCCUCAAGACUCACCCUCAACUGCCAGAAUUCCUAUGUAGAACCUCACAAAAUCCGAGACAUCCCUGUAACCAUUAUGGAUGUGUUCGACCAAAGCGCGCUUUCGACGGAAGCAAAAGAAGAAAUGUAUAAGCUUUACCCUAAUGCCAGGAGAGCUCACCUCAAAACAGGAGGCAACUUCCCCUACCUCUGCAGGAGUGCUGAGGUCAACCUGUACAUUCAAAUCCACUUGCUGCAGUUCCACGGUACCCGGUACGCAGCCAUCGAUCCCUCCAUGGUCAGUGCAGACGAGCUGGAAGUCCAAAAGAUCAGCCUUCACACCAGCACCGAGCAAGAAGAGCAGUAGGCUUGGGAAUGCCAGUGAAACAGAAGCAUUGGUUUGGUGGUCUUCCUGUGUACAAUCAACUGCUCCCACUCUGCCUUUUCCCCUGUGUUAGCCGAUUAUCACUGUGUGAUUCCAACAGGAUCAACAGUCACUGAACUACCCGUGGACAGCAACCUCCAGCAGUGUAAUGGGAUAGAUCUGCUUCAUUUUUAGUCUCUGGAUUCAAGGAAGCAUCUUUGAAGACCACACUUUUAAAAAUAAAGACAUUUUUUCUACCAAAAUCUUCACUAUAUCAUGUUCUUAAGCAGAACGGUAUUUCUUUUUAUAUUUUUCACUUGGCUGUAUAUAUUACCACAUGCAGAUUCUGUACUUAUAAGCUGACAUAUUUUUGUUGAAUAUUUCAUUUAAAAGAUGUCUCAGUGUCAAUGUUGCCCUCACUUAUUUGCUUCAUAUAUUGUGUUGUAAGUUAGUUUGUUUCUAUUUGAAAUAAAGCAUUUGAAUUUUUAACUUUCUUGCUGCUUAAAAAUGGUUUUCAAUAAAACUUUACUUUCA